Dentiscutata heterogama is the source of this 232-nucleotide messenger RNA. The record is from the annotation of a GenBank genome assembly. Lineage: Eukaryota; Fungi; Glomeromycota; Glomeromycetes; Diversisporales; Gigasporaceae.
CAUAGCGGUCGUGAAAGGCACUAUCGGGUUGAGUGCUAAUGAUACCAUUAAUGGUGAAUUGGUUGGCAUAAAAACCUUUGCCGAGAACCCUCGCACAGUAGUUGUCAUAGCGGUCAUGAAAGGCACUAUCAGGUUGAGUGCUGAUGAUACUAUUAACGGUGAAUUGGUUGGCAUAAAAACCUUUGCCGAGAACCCUCAGCACAGCGGUCAUGUAAAGGCACUAUCGGGUUGA